GACGAAGAAAAUUAUCACCAAAUUCUUAGUCAUCGGCGAAAGGCAGUGCCUGAUUUCAAAGCACAACAACAUCUCUGCGCCUAAAUAAUUCAUAUUUGCCUCUGAACUACAACUUCCUCGAGUUUCAGCAGCAGGUUGUUUUAUCACUUUUAACCUCCUUUUGUACGAGAUUCUAAAUCAUCGAAACUAUCAAACCCUCCUUCCCUCCUUCCGAUUUGAAUAUUGAAUACACACAAAAAUGGGAGAUUCUCUUCCAUACACCUGCAACGCAUGCCUGGUGGCGUUCCGUACUAGCGAUGCUCAAAGGGAACACAUGCGCCGAGAUUGGCAUUUGUACAAUGUCAAGCGACGAGUUGCAUCUCUACCUCCUGUAUCGCAAGAAGUCUUCACCGAGAAAGUUUUGACUGCCAGGGUCACCACCUCAGCCGCCGCGGCGAAAGCCUCAUUCGAGAAGACAUGUGAAGCAUGCCAGAAGUCGUUUUAUAGUGAAAACUCGUAUCAGAACCAUCUACAGAGCUCCAAACAUAAGCUUCGUGAAAAGGCACUGAAGAAGAAGGGAGGCCUUGCUGACGAUACUUCUUCUGUUAUGAGCUCUACAUUCUCGCUCGGUGACCCUAUUAACAAGUCCGUGGCAGGAGAUAACGAAUCUACCGUUUCCAAUGUCACAGAGAAAUUGAAAAAUACCGCUAUCAAAGAGGCAGAGAAUGAGGAUGAAGAUAUGGAAGAAAAGGAUGAAGAGGAGAAAACAGAAGAAUAUUCCUCGACAAAAUGUUUGUUUUGCACCGAAGAAGCCGGAGAUCUCCAGGCGAAUGUCGAGCACAUGUUCAAGGUUCAUGGAAUGUUCAUUCCGGAGAAGGAUUACCUGGCGGAUCUUGAUGGGCUUAUACGUUAUUUGCAUGCGAAGAUUAGUGAGAAUCACGAGUGUCUCCUUUGCCACGCUAUCAGGACCACUGCCGCCGGUAUCCGCACCCACAUGCGCGACAAGAGUCAUUGUAUGAUUGCCUUUGAGACCGAGGAAGAACAAGUAGAAAUCGGCCAGUUCUACGAUUUCCGAAGCACAUACUCUGAUGACGAGGAGGAGGAUGAGGAUAUAACAGAUGAUGCAGGUGGUGUACCCAUCACAAGCUCAGAUGCAGACGAAGCCGGCUGGGAAACAGACGACAGCUCCGUCGACUCUGAUCCACAGCAAAAACCCUUCCGCGGCUCUCAACCUAUUUAUCAAACAGAUUAUGAACUACAUCUACCGUCUGGCCGAAGUGUCGGCCAUCGAUCAUUGGCCAAAUACUACCGUCAAAAUCUACACAGCUAUCCUAGCCUGGAAGAACGGGCCGCUGCUCGCCAACUAGCUAUUGAGAACGGAACUGCAGACAAAGAUGGGGAAGGAGAGACUACAACAAUCAAACGCAAUGAGCAUAAAGCUAUCAUCUCUCGCGCAAAUGGAGGGUUGGGUCUGGUUGGGGCCUCUGCACAGCAAAGAACAGAGGCCCUUGAAAUUGAAAGGAGGGAACGGACUCGUGCUCAACGCGAGGAGCGGAAGAUCACUGCAAAGGUUAAUAGACAAGCUAAUAGCCAGAAACAUUUCAGGGAUCCACUCCUUCAAUGAUUAUUAUUGCCUUUUUUUUCGUUGCAUGGGAUGGUUAUUUUUGUAUAUAGCAAAUGAUGAAUGUUUUGUCUUUCAUGAAUACUUCCGAGACUUUGGCAUAUUGCAGCUUACUGUUUUGCAUAGAAUCAAGAGGAAAAAGGUGAUGUAGAUACAUGACAGGUUUGAAUGAUAAAAUGAUAUAUGGCUAUUCCA
Talaromyces stipitatus ATCC 10500 is the source of this 1795-nucleotide messenger RNA. RefSeq names its product C2H2 finger domain protein, putative. Gene Ontology annotation, molecular function: zinc ion binding; nucleic acid binding. NCBI's taxonomy places the organism in Eukaryota, Fungi, Ascomycota, Eurotiomycetes, Eurotiales, Trichocomaceae. The transcript is spliced from 3 exons. The coding region runs from base 239 to 1603 and encodes 454 amino acids. Gene Ontology annotation, cellular component: preribosome, large subunit precursor. Gene Ontology annotation, biological process: ribosomal large subunit biogenesis. The record is from RefSeq and is a predicted model, not a curated record.